GGCUACCCCCAUACUAGUGCUAACGGAGUUUUUACAAGCAGAAGUGUGUUACGGAUGUGGGUAACAACAUUUUGAUACAGAGUUCUGGAACUUUGCGCCUUCGUUGGGGAUGCAUAAUAAGGAGGGUUAAUUGGAGAUAUGAACCCAGAAGAGCAGACGGUUACGUGGCUGAUAUCAUUAGGGGUACUUAAUUCACCCAAGAAGAACAUAGCUGACCCAGAGGAAUUUCUGAAAACAUCUCUGAAAGAUGGGGUCGUCCUGUGCAAACUUAUGGAGCGGCUCGUGCCCGGCUCUGUUCCAAAGUACUGUCAGGAUCCGAGAAACGAAGCCGACUGCAUCGCUAAUAUCAAGGAGUUUUUGAGAGGAUGUACAUCCUUGAAAGUAGAGGGAUUUGAACCAGAGUGCCUGUACACUGGGGAGAACUUUAACAAAGUGCUGACCACUCUGCUGGGAGUCAACUUCGCCACCCAAGACUGUGGCACUGAGAGGUCAUGUCCCCAGUCCGGCACAUCCGCUCCUAGUCAGUCCACCUCUUCCCACACACUAUCCUCAUCCAAGUCCAAGUCCCUGCGCAGACCAUCCAAACCAGUGGAGAUGUCGGAGAACGGCGGGGGUGGGCUGCUGCUGGUGAAGGCGCGCUUCCAAUUCAAGCAGAAUAACGAGGAUGAGCUGUCCUUCAACAAGGGAGACCUGAUCGGUGUGUCGCGCCAGGAGGAGGGCGGCUGGUGGGAGGGCACGCUCAACGGCAAGACGGGCUGGUUCCCCAGCAACUAUGUCCGCGAGGUCAAGCCCUGCGAUAAGCCUGUGUCUCCUAAAGCCACUCAACUUACCAAGAACUACUACAGUGUGGUGGUGCAAGACAUUCAGGAGCAUGAGCGGGAGUUUGUCAAGGAGCUGCAGACAGUCUUGAGCUCUUACCUACGACCUCUACUGGCAAGCGACAAGCUGAGUGUUACAGACAGUGGCAUUCUGGGCGCUAACCUGGAGGAGAUCCUCACCUUCCAGCAGGGCCUGGUUCUGGCUCUGGAGGAGUGUACCAAGGUUCCAGAGAGCCAGCAGCGAGUGGCUGCCUGCUACCUCAACCUGAUUGGUCAGAUCAAGAUGCUGUACCUGUCCUACUGCUCCAGUCACCCUUCAGCUGUCUGCGUACUCACUGACCACAGUGAGGAGCUGGGUACGUUUAUGGAGAGCCAGGGGGCCAGUACGCCAGGCAUCCUGACCCUGACCACCAGCCUGAGUAAACCCUUCAUGAGGCUGGACAAGUACCCCGUCCUGCUGCAGGAGCUGGAGAGACACGUGGAGGAGGCCCACCCGGACUACAGUGACAUCUUGAAGGCAACGGUGGCCUUUAAGAGCUUGGUGACCCAGUGUCAGGACCUGCGGAAGCGUAAGAACCUAGAACUACAGAUCCUGUCAGAGCCAGUGAGAGGCUGGGAGGGAGACGGAAUGAAGUCUCUGGGUCACGUGGCCUACAUGUCCCAGGUGCACAUGCAGAAUGGGACCAAUGAGGAGAAAGAGGAGCGCUAUCUCAUGAUGUUUCCCAGUGUGCUCGUCAUGCUGUCUGCUAGUCCGCGUAUGAGCGGCUUCAUAUACCAGGGAAGGCUGCCACUGACUGGCUCCACGGUCUCCAGACAGACAGACGACACAGAGAACGGCCACUAUGCCUUUGAUAUCACAGGGAGCAUGUUUGAUCGUGUCACAGUGAUCUGCAGUAACCCCCAGGAACUGCAGGACUGGCUGGACCAUCUCAAUACCUACACCAAAGGCGGAAGCCCUGUGGGCACCAUAAUCAGGAACGAGGGGGGGAAACCGCUCAGUAUGGUGGGCACUCCCACUCACCAGUCGCACCUGCCCAUCUUCAUCACCCCCAGCCAGGGCAACCGGGGACCACUGGAGCCCCCCAAGACCACCAAACCCUGGUCCCUGAGCUGCCUGCGUCCUGCCCCGCCCCUCAAGCCCUCUGCUGCACUGGGCUACAAGGAGAGAAUGUCUUAUAUAUUGAAGGACUCCGGUAAAAGUCCGAGGCCCAUUAAGAAGUUCCUCCCGAAACGCAAAACGGAACGAAAACCUUCCGACGAUGAGUUCCUCCUGCGGAAAAGUACAGCUGCUCUGGAGGAGGAUGCACAGAUUCUGAAGGUGAUCGAGUCCUACUGCACAGGGGCCAGCCUGCAUCAGAACAACACGGCGGUGAGGAAAGAUUCUGUCCCUCAGGUCCUGCUGCCGGAGGAAGAGAAGAUGGUGGAAGAGAUGAAGAACAACGGUCAGACCAUCAUAGAGGAGAAGAGUCUGGUUGAUGCGGUGUACGCUUUAAAGGAUGAGGUCCAUGAAUUAAAGAAGGAGAGUAAGUGGAUCAAGCAAUGUCUGGAGGAUGAGCAGAAGUCUCGUAAGGAGCUGGAGAGAGUGGUCAGGAAGCUGGCCAAGCAGAAGAACGACUGUGCCUGGGAGGAUGGAGACCACUGAACAACCCCACACACCUAUCCAUUUACCUAUCCUGCAUAUAUGUGUGUGUGUGUGAGUAAGUGAGCAGUGUGUGACUGUGUGCAGUGUGUCCAUGCUUCCAUCUCUACAACACAGAAGGGUUGGAUUAAUUUAGCUGGACUCUGGUUGGAACAACUCGCUGUUCUGAUGCUUGGCCUCACAUGCUGAACUAUUCAUUAUCUGUCUUCCUAAUCCAACCCUGUUGGAGGAUUUUCAAGUCAUAACCAUGGGUCUUACUCAAGCACCCGGAAAAGCUAACUGAGACCAAUGGGAGGGGAAUAACCAGAAUUGAACAUUCUGAUUGGUUGCAUCCCUUCUGCUGCCACUGUAAUUGGUCAACACUGAUGGAACCAUUUUGGACAAAGGAUAAAUAACUAGUACUGCAGUGUCACCAGCUGCAUCGCCACUCUGGACUACUGUGUCUACAUUUCAAUAGGAAAUUUAAUGGGUGAAGAGAAGCCUUCUUUAGGUACAAUGGGUGUUUUCUUGCAUGCACUUGUUUCAGCGGGAGAGCGACUCGUUCCACCAUAACUAGGGCUCAUCUGUCCCACUCUACAUCUGUUACAGCAUUGUUUGGCGUUUGUUUGGUGUUGAGGACACCCCCGCAGCCUCGUGGGGAAAGAGAGAAGCUUGCAUCGAGUUUCAGUGAACACGAUUGGCAUUUUGCGAUUGCACAUUCUAGACGUGAGACUCUGCAUCUCCGAGAUAUUUUGUAGGCUUUAGCUUUUCAUUUCAGAUAGGUGAGACCUUUCCAUAGACUAUCAAAACGGUCUUCUAGCUCAUGGAGAGUGGAUUUCAAUACUGUUCCAAGCUGGUAUUAAUUUUUAUCGAAAAAGGUCCUUGACUGUGUACCUUACAAUCUGCAUGGGUGUACAGUGUUUCUAAGAUAGUAUUACGCAUUAGACAUGCUAAUCAAUAUAUAGUCCAAAGCUAUCAGGGAUAUAGAUAUUUAUAAACUGGGUGGUCCGAGCCCUGAAGUGCUGAUUGGCUAACAGCCGUGGUAUAUCAGACCGUAUAUCACAGGUAUGAGAACUUUUAUUUUUACUGCUCUAAAUACGUUGGUAGUCAGUUUAUAAUCGCAAUAAGGCACAUUUGGGGUUUGUGGUAUAUGGCCAAUAUACCACGGCUAAGGGCUGUAUCAAGGCACUCCGCGUUGCGUCGUGCUAAGAACAGCCAUUAGCCGUGGUAUAUUGGCCAUACACCCCAUCCCCUCGUGCCUUAUUUCUUAAAGUGUAUUGUGUAUAGAAUACACACAUACUUUCUUACCGAGACAAUUUACAAAUAACAAUUCAAUACAUGUACUAAUAAUUCAUAGCUUUGCUUUAUUCUGGGGUUAAAUAAUAUAUAUUGCUUAUUUAUUUUCCAUUAAAACAUUUAAUUGUGUAGAAAAGUGUAUGUAUAUGGUACUGGGAACCCACUUGGGGCGGUCAUUAUGGGUUUCUGCCUUUUUUAAAACUGGGCUGGAAUUCAAUCCAACCCGCACUGCAGAAAACCACCUCUACAGAAUGUUAACCUUGUUCUGGUGCCAAGGGGGAAAAGUUUAAGUGGUCUUAUUUAUUGGACAUUGUCCAUUGGGGAAGACAAAACAACUCAGUUUGAUUUUUAGAAUUUGGUACAACAGGAACAUUCUUAUUUGUUAUUUGUAUGUAGUAGGCUAUGUCCCACAUUUUGAGUUUGGUAUAAAUUCCAAGAAAGUGUCAUUACAUUUAACAUCAGUGUUCUGGGCCUGUAUUCACAAAGCAUCAUAGAGUAGGAGUGCUGAUCUAUAAUCAAGCCCCUCCUGUCCAUAUGAUCACUUUUAAUUAUGGUCUAAAAAGGAAUAAAUGAUCCUAGAUCAGCACUUCUGUUCUCAGACACUUUAGGAAUACCGUCCCUCGUCUCAUAGUCAUUAUUAUGCUUCCUUCCCAUAUUGGAACUAUUCCAGGCAGAGGGAAAUAUGUCCCCACUUUGAUUGUGUUGUUGGAGAGUGUAUAGAGUGAGUCAGUGUGAGUAGUGUAGGAGAAGAAGUGAUCAAGUGCCUCCUGAUCCACUUUACGAGGAGGGAUAAAUUAAGUGACAGGGAUUAAAUGGGUUUUCUAGCAAAUUGCCCAGGUUGGUUUUUAUGUCAUGUUUUCACAUUUCAAUGCGUUUUAUGGCACUGGUUAGAUGCUCAUGGGGAGAGGUAAGGGUAUUAUAACAAUUCAGUGUGGAUUCGGGCUUUGGUGCCUUAUGUCAGGGAUUUCCUAACUCUGUCCUAGCCCCCCCCCCCCUGAGCACGACACAGCUAAUUCAAAUAACCAUUUGAUUAUUUGAAUCCGCUAUGUAGUGCUAGGGCAAAAACCAGGGGGGGCCCCAGGACCGAGUUUGGGAAUCCCUGCCUUAUGUCAAGGCCUUAGGUGAGAAAUGAUUCAUUGCAAUCACAGUACUUCAUCCCAGGGUUAUAUGUAGUGCAUACACUGUAACACCUGAUGCCAACCUCCUACUGCACUGCAGAGCAGUGCACUAAGUGACUGCUUCAGUUUGACUGUUUUACUUUACAGCAGGGUUCCCCAACUGGCGGUUAUUUUGGCCCCCCAAGUAUUUUUUUUAUUUGUUAUUAUUAGAGUUUUUGUUGUUGGACAUAAGACUGUAAUAACAGCAUGAAAUCAGCACCAAUUGAUAAACAUUUCAGAUAUCUGUUCCCAAGUAUUCUCACGCAUAAUAGAGACCUGUGAUUGUAUACAAUGGUAAGGUUUUAAAUGAUGUUUUAGUCAAAUAUUAUAUCUGUUUGGGCUUCUUGUGGUCAACUUGCAGUCGAAACAUUAUUUGUAAGUAAGUUCAGGCCCCCCAACCAGACACUCAAGAAAAAGAAUCAGCCCGUGGCUGCUUUACAGUGUCACUCUGAAACGGUCAGUUGGGCAAUGUAGACCCAGGAUGCAUGAAGAAAUCAUUUGCAGUGAUGACUCCUCCUUUGCCCCUUAACCAAAAAGGGCCUAUCUCAGCAGUGCGUUCUCUCUAGUCAUGAUGGAUAGCAGCAUACUGGAACACACUGUUGUGUUCAGGUCCCACUGUCAAUGUCAGCUCAGUUCUGCAUGUUUUGUCACCUGUACAAAUGUCCUUCAGUAUCAUUUGUUCAUGUUUUAUUGCUAAGAUUAUUAUUAUUACAUCAAUAUUUGUAUUGAAUAGUUUUCAUACAGCGUUUUAUAAUGUUUAAUGCCUGAAAGCCUAAGUGAGCACUUGGAGAGAUAUAACCUAUCCCAUCCUUCUCAUCGAGACCUGUCAGACUGCUCCACGUCUAUCGUUUAAAAAAGUUAUUCUAUGCAAAAGUAUGACUGUUAGAAGUAUUGUAAGUCUUUCUUUUCUUUCUUUUUUUGUAGCGGCUGCAUACUUUCAUGUUAUGCUUUCAGUAUGCUCAUUAUUUUAAUAAAAAUUUAACGCAAACCAUA
Messenger RNA from Oncorhynchus nerka (sockeye salmon), 5882 nucleotides. Its product is annotated as rho guanine nucleotide exchange factor 6-like. Gene Ontology annotation, molecular function: protein binding; guanyl-nucleotide exchange factor activity. NCBI's taxonomy places the organism in Eukaryota, Metazoa, Chordata, Actinopteri, Salmoniformes, Salmonidae. Gene Ontology annotation, biological process: lamellipodium assembly. The record is from RefSeq and is a predicted model, not a curated record. The transcript has 22 exons. Gene Ontology annotation, cellular component: cytoplasm; lamellipodium. The coding region runs from base 139 to 2460 and encodes 773 amino acids.